Molecule: messenger RNA, 2568 nt
Organism: Pelodiscus sinensis (Chinese soft-shelled turtle)
Lineage: Eukaryota; Metazoa; Chordata; Testudines; Trionychidae
Gene: PLAC9
Product: placenta associated 9
Source: RefSeq, a predicted model, not a curated record
AAUACAAGAGUAAAAAGUGGGGGAAGCUUGGCUUGCAGCCAGCUUGCCUGGGUAACUGGACCCUUUGUGGAGUUUGAAGGGUGUUUUUAAAAAGAGGAAGGAAAGAGAUCAGCUUAAGAAUCUUGGCUCAGCCUUGGAGUAUUUCCUCCCAGCUCUCUGGCUAAACCUCAGCACAAAAGUCUGGGCUGGGGCGUCUAUGCAAACCAAGGAGAGACUCUGAAUUGCUCCUCUCCUCUGAUUAGGAGAGCCAUCCCCAGAGGUCGGAAGGUUUAAAACCAUGCUUUUCGUUUGGGCUCUGGCUUUUAUUUUAGUGCUGCAGGAGCAAGACUUUUCAGCUGCUGCCGACCCGGUCAGCGUGCCGCCUGGAAGUUCAGAGAGGAGCAUCUGGUGCAAUGAACACAACAUAAUCCAUAAGCGCUUAGAUGUGAUUGAAGAGCAGGUAGAAAAAACAGUUGACUAUCUAGAGUCAGAAGUGAAGUCAUUACUGAAGGAAAUCACUGAGAUGGCAUGGAAUGCUCCCAUUGCUCCUGGAACCCCCUUCAUGGACAUUUUUGAUGAUGCCAGCUGAGCAGCAGAACAGUGGAUGAGAACAGAAUUUAAUGAUGUUCUACAGUAUGGUUGUGUUACAUAGUUGCCCUUGGUUGCUUUAAUAAGCCUGGUAGGAUUUCUAGAGAUCAAAGAGGGAGUAAGAAGUCAAUUCCUUUGUGCUUUUGAAUAAAAAUAAUUGCUUUUCACAUAUUGUUUUAAAGUUUUAUCUUUUCUCACAAGCAGCCCCAGACUCAUGCUUAACAAAACAUGCAUUUGGAGGGUGAGUGUCAAAGAUUCUUGAAAAAUCUCACCCUGAUCCUUUUUCCUUAUAACCUGGGCCAGCUCUCACCUGACUAACUCAACUACCACAGUCUUAGAGUCCAGAAGGGAGGUGUUACUCCUUUCUAUCUAGAAAUUCAGCUCUUGUUACCAUUUGUCCUGGGUGAAGACAGGCUUUCAAUUAUGGUUUCCUUUCAGAAUUUUCUUAAGGCACUGCUAGGCUGACAGGACAGAGCUAGGGGCGUUUUGGCAUGAGCUACCAGCAUGCACCUACCUUAGCCUGAAAUGUGAAUGGCACAUCCUAAACUGGAAGUGAAGUCACCUUAUUCUAACAGUGCCACGCUGCUUGCUGUGGAAAGGUGGAGCUCAACUGAUGUGGAGGCCCACAACGAAGGCAUUUGCAGCAAAUAAAAAUCAAAAGGCUGAAAGCCAAAGAGCUUCUGAGGUGAAGGUAAAUUUACUCCCUCGUUGAUUGUGAGGAAGGAUUUAGUAGAUAAAGGUUAAGACAAAUUGAGCUGUAAAACCACAGUGGGCAAAGCAGAUUUUAAAAGUUUGAAGCCACUUGCCUCCUGUCCCGUCAUUAGGGCUCAGCCAGGCAUCUCUCUGCAGAAUACCACCGACAGGCAUUUGCUUAUGACGUUUCAAAUCUGCAUUUGGAAGGCCUGGGCUUCUCCCAGUGUAAACAGUGUGAUCUCUCCUAGAAACAAGCGCCUGGCAGAGUUUUGGUAGAGAGGAGGGGAAAGGAUAAAAUCAGUUAACAGGGCUUUGCAUUUUUUUUUAAAUCUUUCCCUCUGACAGCUCCAGAUCACCUCCUAUUCUCUUAUAAAUUUUGAUAUUUUCCUUCUUUGGGAAUGAUAAAAUGAAGAGAUAAGGGGCAGAGUAGAGAGAUUUGCAUAUUUGGCACAUAAGCAGUGAUUAACCAUAGUCAAACACCCACAUCUAAUCAGCACGUGGGAUGUUGCAUAAGCAAAGUAAAACAGAAAUAGCUAUGCACAAUGAGCAAGACACUGAUUGGCUAAGGCAGUUUUGUUUGUGAAUAAUACUUAAUCAGUUCCAGCAGAGUAUUUCCCAAGAACAGUGGUUUAACUGAGUCACAAAAAAGAAAAAAAAAAAGCACAGCAUGAUAGUAACAACAGAAAGGCAUUCAGGGUGAUUUAAAAGAUAUAUGGCUUUAAUUUUACAAUCCUCUUUUAGACAAACAUAUUGAUUUUAAGGCACAAUCCACAACAUUAACUGGAGAGGCCGAGUUUAUAUAGAUGCUCCAUUCUUGUGAUAUUUGCAGUGAAGCCUGAAGAGCAGAGCAGUUCUUCCUUAGAAAAAGAAUAUUUAAUAAAACUUCUUAUACAAUUUAAUUAGAUGCAAAACAAACUAAGACCUGUUCCAUUCAUGCACACAAAAUCAUUGUUGUGUACAACAAAUACAAGAAAAUUCACACACAAAAAGAGAGACUCAUACAAUGUCCAUACAAUAGGAACCUCCAAAACAAAAUCCAAGAAACCCCCAGUCAUCCUUGUGGACAGUAACAAGACUUAUUUUUUGUACCAGGAGAUAAAAUUAUUGUAAGCUAAGGAAAAUAAUCUGUUAUUCAUGAACUAGAGAGUGAUUAAAAAAAUCUUGAGCAGUUUUUACAAUAGCUAGAUUUUUUUGUGUUUAUUAUAUAUUUUUGGAUGAAAAAAGGGGAUGAUAUGUAGAGCUAGUUUUACAUACACUGUAACUUUAGGUAAACAAUUCAUGGCUUUUUUUUGGGGGGGGGGGAGGAAA